Xenopus laevis (African clawed frog) is the source of this 4688-nucleotide messenger RNA. RefSeq names its product non-specific cytotoxic cell receptor protein 1 homolog L homeolog (gene nccrp1.L). The record is from RefSeq and is a predicted model, not a curated record. Bases 523 to 3708 code for a protein of 1061 amino acids. Lineage: Eukaryota; Metazoa; Chordata; Amphibia; Anura; Pipidae. The transcript is spliced from 4 exons.
CGCACUGACACGUGACCUGCAUACAUUCGCAACCACCCAACAAUGUCCCAUAAAGGUGCGAAAUGUUAAUGUUCUUUAUAGGCUCACUCGUCCCAGGAACCAAACCACAAUAACGCCAUGUUCCCUUUCUCUUAGCAACGCUGCCAUUGAAAAUGUGCUAUCUCUAUAUUUCUAUAGCAUCGAGCAGAUCAUGUGACGUCCCGGCCAAUCUGACACGGAUAGGGCGAUAGCGCCGCGCUCCUCACCACAUCAGCUGCUACUCACUUCAUACUCUGCCCAAAGGAGGGGGUCAUGCAGACUUAUGAAAUACUGGGAGCAGCAACAAGUGAAGGAAGGAGUGUAGAAACAUACAGAAGGGCACCCCUCCCUUCAUCUGCCUGCGCCACACCCUCCUGUGCCAACCAGCUCUCAUUUGCUUCUGCCGACACCUCUCCACCCUUCCAGCUCCCUCACCCUGCUGCAACACAUAAGUAAAGGUGUUGUCCCAUCUGCUUAGACGAGAGACGGUUUGCUGGCAGCGACAUGAGUAAAUGCGGGGCUAAGGAAGAAGGCGCCCAGAGAAAGAAGCCGGGAGUUACAGAGAAGUCUGACAGCUAUGACGGGAGUACUCAGAGGAGCAAUACUGGGCGCCCUGUCAACAUAAAUGCUGGAGUAUCAGAAAGGCAGGAGUUAAGAGAUACUGGGAAGUCUGAGAGACUGUCAGAGGGGGGGACAGACACGGUGCCUGGGGGAAAGAGACAGGGGGCAAGGGGGCGUGAUGAAGGGAAUGUAGAGGAGUCACAUGGACAGGGGAGAGAAGAUCAGAAAUACACAGAGACAUCAGGAGAACAGGAGAAACACCCACACUCAGUUGUGGGACUAGGACAAUACACAGACAGAGGUGGGAAAGAAAAUAAAGACAAAGCGACACCUAGGGAGCAAGAAAAACCCAAAGACAAUACUGGAGGUGAGAGGACAAAUGAAGAGAAUAAACAUGAAGUGACAGCUGGGGAGGAAGAGAAACAUAAAGUGACAGCUAAGGAAGAAGGGGCUAAACUCAAAGAGACAGCUGGGUGGAAUGUAAAGCAGAUAGAAACAGCUAAGGAAGAUCUGAAACAAAAAAAGGAAGCUGGGCAAGGAACCAGAGAGAGAGCCGAGGAAAAGGUAAAGCAGAUAGAAACAACUAACGAAGAGGUUAAACAAAAAGACACAACUAGGGAAGUGGUGACACACAAAGAGACUGCUGGAGAAAAGGUAAAACAGAAACAGACAGCUAAGGUAGGGGUGAACCCAGUAGAGAGGGCAGGGGAAGAGGUGAAGCAAAAAGAGACAGCUGAAGAAAAGGCGAAACUUAAAAAGACAAUUGGAGGAGACUUUGAAGGGGCAACUAGCAAAGGAGCUAAAUACCAAGAUACAUUUGUUGAAGAGGUUAAACUCAAUACAACACUUGGGAAAGAAGUCAGUCAAAAAGAGAUAGAGAAAGAGAUAAUACUGAAAGAUGCAGCUGGGGAAGGGGUGAGAAACAAAGAGACAGCUGUGGAAAAGGUAAAACAGAAAGAGACAGCUAAGGAAGAGGUGAAACUCACAGAGACAGCUGGAGAAAAGGUAAAACAGAAACAGACAGCUAAGGUAGGGGUGAACCCAAUAGAGAGAGCAGGGGAAGGGGCGAAUCAAAAAGAGACAGCUGAAGAAAAGUUGAAACUUAAAAAGACCACUGGGGGCAAUGUAGAAGAGACAACAAGCAAAGGAGCUAAAUACCAAGAUACAUUUGUUGAAGAGGUUAAACUCAAUGUAACACUUGGGAAAGAAGUCAGUCAAAAAGAGAUAGAGAAAGGGAUAAUACUGAAAGAUGCAGUUGGGGAAGGGGUGAGAGACAAAGAGUCAGCUGUGGAAAAGGUAAAACAGAAAGAGACAGCUAAGGAAGAGGUGAAACACAAAGAGAUAGCUGGAGAAAAGGUAAAAGAAGAACAGGCAGCUAAGGUAGGGGUGAACCCGGUAGAGAGAGCAGGGGAAGGGGUGAAUCAAAAAGAGACAGCUGAAGAAAAGUUGAAACUUAAAAAGACCACCAGGGGCGAUGUAGAAGAGACAACAAGCAAAGGAGCUAAAUACCAAGAUACAUUUGUGGAAGAGGUUAAACUCAAGGCAACACUUGGGAAAGAAAUCAGUCAAAAAGAGACUGGGAAAGGGAUACAACAGAAAGAGGCAGUUGGGGAAGGGGUGAGAAACAAAGAGUCAGCUGUGGAAAAGGUAAAACAGAAAGAGACAGCUAAGGAAGAGGUGAAACACAAAGAGAUAGCUGGAGAAAAGGUAAAAAAAGAACAGGCAGCUAAGGUAGGGGUGAACCCGGUAGAGAGAGCAGGGGAAGGGGUGAAUCAAAAAGAGACAGCUGAAGAAAAGUUGAAACUUAAAAAGACCACCAGGGGCAAUGUAGAAGAGACAACAAGCAAAGGAGCUAAAUACCAAGAUACAUUUGUGGAAGAGGUUAAACUCAAGGCAACACUUGGGAAAGAAGUCAGUCAAAAAGAGACUGGGAAAGGGAUACAACAGAAAGAGGCAGUUGGGGAAGGGGUGAGACACAAAGAGACAGCUGUGGAAAAGGUAAAACAGAAAGAGACAGCUAAGGAAGAGGUGAAACGCAAAGAGACAGCUGGUAAAAGUGUUACAUUCAAAGAGAUAGCUGAAAAAGAAGAGAAACAGAAAGAGACAGCUAAGGAAGAGGUGAAACAAAAGACAGUUGAAGAAAGAGUGGAACUUAUACAGACUGCUGUGCAAGAGGUGACACACAAGGAGACAGCUGGAAAAGAAGUGAAACAGAACAAGACACCAGGGGUCAAGGAAACACAGGCAGCUGGUAAAGGAGUUCAAUACCAGGAUACAAUUGGGGAAGAGGGGAAACAUAAAAACACACCUGGGAAAAAAGUGGCACAGAAAGACUUGGCCUGUGGGAUAGAGGUGAAACAUAUGGAAAUCAGUGGAACAGGACAUAAGAAACAGGAAGAUGCAGCUGGAGGGCAAACAAAGCAGAAAGAGACCCUUGGAAGCAUGGAAAAACAAAAAGGGAUGAACGGAGAAGAGCUGACUAAAAAGGAGACAACUGAAGAAUGGAAGAAAUGCAAAGAGACAACUAGGACAGAGCUAGCAGAGCUAGAAAAUCAAGUAGCUGGUAUGAGAACCAAAGAGACAGCAACCCCACAGGAAAUACAGAGAAAAAUAGCAGAGGAACAGAAGAAAGAUGGCGGAACCUCAGGAGAGGAGAAACAACUCUGUGAAACUUCAGUGGUCCAAGAGCAGAACAAGAAUAUGCCUCAGCAAAAUGCACAGAGUGUGCCCUUGGUGCAAAAGGAACCAGAGACUGCCCAGGAAUGGCUGGAGUUGUGUGACCGAGAGUGGGUUCUGAGGUCCAGACAGAUCCCUUUGCCAGAUUCUGCCAACUGCAAACAGAUCUAUAAAAAUAAGCCAUUUGGAAGAAAUUUCUUAAAGAGCCCCAACCCAGAGGGUUUAUCUACAUCCCUGAUGCCCCCACAGGAGCAAUGUGACCCCCCUCCACAGAAGCAGCCAUUGGAGACUUUAGGUAAUUUCAGUGGAUGGAAGAUAAGCACAGAAGAGAUCCCUGUGGACCGUACCAAGAUUCCACCGGGGGUAGUGGUGUGUUACCUCCCCAUUUACAGGGGCAGCCAUUCCCGACAACCAGAGGUAUUUCUACUUGCAGGCUGGAAAUUGGAAAGCUAAUUCAAAAACCACACAAAAUCAACAAUGGGAGCAACAGAAAAAUUGCUUAGAAUAGGUUAAUCUAAAAUAUACUUGAAUCCCUUAAACCCUUUAAUCUGUAGGAGAAAAUAUUGCAAGUAUAAAAGGAAACAAGUGAAAAAUAGGUACUAAUUUUCUGUAUAUAAACAAUGGACACAAGAUGGCUCCCUGCUUAGUCUACCGAAUCCCAGCAACAUGGAAUGCCCUCCUUGUCCACUUGGGGUCACUGAAGUAUACUGGUAAUACUCACGUAAAAAAAAGAACAUUGGUAGAUAAAUAAUGAGCAUUAUGAUGCUAACAGCGUAACAAGCGUGGAACAUAGAUAUCACUCGUUUUUUUAAAAUCAAAGGCAGAACUGGAAGCUUGUUGCUGUUGCCACACAUUAUCCAGAUGAUGCUCAGCUCUGUAAAAAAGAAUGCUUGUACAGGGAUUAUUAUUAUUAUCCUUUAUGUAUAUAGUAUUAUGAAUAAAAAUAAAGUAUUAUUUCUCUGAAUUUCCUGGAACUAGUGUAAAUAGAUUCCUCUCUACUGGACUUCUUGAGCUCCAGAGAGGCUGUGUUGUCUUCCUCUGUGUAUUAAAACCUGGGUAGCUCUUUUGUCAGAUGUGAGUUUCUGAUACAGAAUAACCCUUUGCGCUGCUAGUGGUUGGCAUUAUAAUAAAUCCUAAUUUCUAGGAAAUAAUGGUAGUACCUGUUCUUAUAGUAAAAACUAUUUUGGACAUAUAGUAACAAGUAUGGUUGAUAAAGACUGCACUCUAAUCAUCAACGCCUGUUAUUAAUGAUAGCCAUAGCUACACAGCUACCACAUUAGGCUGGGGGCCUGAAUGAAACCACCAGGUGUAGUAACUAAAUAACUGAUUAUAAUAAAAUAUGUUAAAACAUUAUCUGUAUAGGCUGCCCCCAUGCUGGUGUUGUCCUAUGUGUCCAAAUAAAAUGCUUCAGGGACAAACUCUGAAUAAUGCAA